CCAAGACUUCCGCCCUCCAGUCAGCUGACUGGCUGACGUGGGUCACAUGACCAACCAGGAACCGCUGCCUCGGUCCACCGCUACAGGCAAACAAAAACACUGAAAGCAGAACACGGUUAUCCACAAUGCUUAAAACAAUCUCGGAGACAUGGAGCCGUUUGUGAGUCGUGUGUGUUUGUCCCUGCUGUGGCUGUUUUCCGGAGUUUCGCCCGGACUUUGUUCGCUAACGGAGCAGCAACGUGGGCUGAGUCUGAACGGCAAAUGGAGGCUGUCAAACUCCAACGGGUCUCUGAAGUUGCCCGCAGAGGUGCCCGGCUGCGUCCACUCAGCCCUGCAGCAACAGGGAUACAUCCCGAACCCAUAUUUCAGGUUUAAUGACGUCUCAUAUCGGUGGAUUGCACUUGACAACUGGACAUACACGACCAUUUUUACUGUGCCAGUCCAGCUGAGGCUCAAACAGAAGGUGCUCCUUGUCUUUGACGGUGUGGACACAGUCGCAUCCAUUUCUCUAAAUGGGGUCUCAGUUGCAAAAACGGACAACAUGUUUCGCAGAUAUCGUUUGUCAGUCGGCGACCUGCUGAGGGAUGGGGACAACAUGCUGGAGGUUAGUUUCCUGUCCCCAGUUACCUUUGCCUCUGAGCAGAGGAAGGCUCAUUCAUCCUACAGAGUCCCUCCCGAGUGUCCUCCAGAUGUCCAGAAGGGGGAAUGUCACGUCAAUUUCAUCAGAAAAAUGCAAAGCUCUUUCAGUUGGGACUGGGGGCCUUCCUUCCCCACGAUAGGGCUGUGGAAAGGAGUUCGACUGGAGGCGUUUGAUGUCCUGCAGCUCGUCCAGCUUUCCUCCCUUCCUCUGUACAAUUCCAGCUGCUCUCAGUGGAGACUUCAGGUUGAGCUCAUUGUUGAGGCAGCUCAGACUACGCAUGGCCAGGUCAGGCUCUCUGUGCCAGACUUGGCCUCAGAGCAAACCCUCGAGGCACAGUUUCUUCCGGGGAGGAGGAAGUAUAACUUCACCCUAUACAUCAGCCAGAGGGCCCAAAUAAAGCUUUGGUGGCCCAGUGGACAUGGCAAUCAGCCCUUCUACCGUCUCACCGUCAGUGGAUUUCAGGAUGGACUUUUAGUCCUUAGCACAGAAUCUAAGGUGUUUUUUCGCACUGUGGAACUCGUCCAGGAGCCAAUUACUGGAUCUCCCGGCUUGAGCUUUUAUUUCCGCAUCAACGGGAAGCCAGUUUUCCUCAAAGGCUCCAACUGGAUCCCAGCGCAUUCCUUCCAGGACCAAGUCACCCCCGACAUCUUAAAGAACUUGUUGCGAUCGGCGGUGGACGCCAACAUGAACGCCCUCAGGGUCUGGGGAGGAGGAGUCUACGAACAGGAUCUGUUCUACGAUCUUUGCGACGAGAUGGGGAUCAUGGUGUGGCAGGACUUCAUGUUCGCCUGUGCCAUGUAUCCCACUGAGGAUGGCUUUCUGCAGACAGUAAGAAAAGAGGUCAUCCAGCAGGUUCAGCGCCUGAAGUCCCACCCUUCUAUAAUCAUUUGGAGUGGGAACAAUGAAAAUGAAGCAGCUCUGGCAACCGACUGGUUCAACAUCCCAACUUCCCAGAGACCUACUUAUGUGAAGGACUAUGUGGAGCUUUAUGUGAACAACAUAAAGCUCAUUGUGCAAGAGGAGGACCAGAGUCGUCCCUUUCUUGUCUCCAGUCCGACAAACGGGGCUGAAUCGGAGCACGAGGGCUGGGUGGCGGCAAACCCCUAUGACCCUCAUUAUGGAGACGUCCACUUCUACAGCUACAGCCUGGACUGCUGGGACUGGAAGACGUUCCCGCGGACGCGUUUCGCCUCCGAAUACGGCUUCCAGUCCUGGCCCUCCUUUUCCACACUAGAGCCGGUGUCCGUUCAAGAAGACUGGCACUACGGGAGUAAUUUCACCUCUCAUCGUCAACACCACGAGGGUGGAAACCAGCAGAUGCUGCAGCAGGCCGCUCUGCACUUCAUCCUGCCAAACUCCACAGAUCCCCUGAAAAGAUUUACACACACUCUUUAUAUCACUCAGGUCAUGCAGGCCCAGUGUGUGAAGACUCAGACAGAGUUUUAUCGGCGGAGUCGGAGCGAAAUCACCGAGGGCAAAGGUCGCACCAUGGGUGCACUCUACUGGCAGCUCAAUGACAUCUGGCAGGCGCCAUCUUGGUCAUCAGUUGAGUUCGGUGGGAAGUGGAAAAUGCUGCAUUAUUUUGCGCAGAGCUUCUUUUCCUCCGUCCUUCCUGUCGGUUUUGAGGAUGACGACAUGCUGUCCAUCUACGCCGUCUCAGACCUGAGUCACGACCUGAGGCUAAGAGCAGUGGUGACCGUGCACUCCUGGGCUGAUCUGGAUCCAGUCUGCCGCCUGACCUCGGCUGUCAUCCUGGUUCCUGGCGGCAGCGCCGUGGCCGUUUACCAGCGCAACACCGCCGCCCUGCUGGCCGGCUGUGGACGCUGCUCCCGCUCCAGCUGCCUGCUCACGUUCCACCUGGAGGACAGCGACGGCAACCAGCAGGGUCCAUCCAACCACCACUUCCUCUGCUCCCCCAAAGACGCCCAGGGGCUCCAGAAACCUAACAUUACAGCAAAGGUCCAGGAGGAUGGCGGCGGCUUCACGGUGACCCUCCGCUCCGCCGCCGUGGCUCCUUUUGUGUGGCUGGAUGUGGGAAGCAUCCCGGGGCGGUUCGGCUCGAACGGCUUCCUGAUGGUUACGCGCAACAAAACGGUCGAAUUUGCCGCGUGGCGCCCCACCAGCGUCGCCGAGCUCUCCACAUCUCUCACUGUCACGUCUCUGACGGACGUUUACUGACCUGAUAUGGGCCAGUUUCCCGUCCGAGUUCCGAAAAAAGGGCGGAGGUAACAGAUGGGAGAUGGUCUUUUCUUUUCACAUUGGCUGCAGAAGAGGUUUGACACUUGUGGGACCGUUAUUUUUCAUGGCAGUUUUUUAAAAGCUAUAAAACAACAUCACGAUCAUCACAAUGGGUGGAAUAUCUGUUCCGAAAUCAUCUGAGCAAGGUGAAGUAUAUAAAAUAUGUAUUCAGGCACCAGCAGGGAAGCUCUGGGACUAAAAGAGUCUUUAAUGUACACUGAAGUUGAUUUCCUUUGCCUCAUUUGCACAUGUUUAUUAUUGGAUCUAAGCCACCAGGGAUGUUUAGCACAUUUGUAUAGAUUUGAACGUUUGAAAAAAUAAAUUAAACUGUGAAGUGCUAUAUUUUUUAUCUAUUUGAAUAAACAAUUCCCCUCUUUGUUUAUUUUC
Molecule: messenger RNA, 3265 nt
Organism: Menidia menidia (Atlantic silverside)
Lineage: Eukaryota; Metazoa; Chordata; Actinopteri; Atheriniformes; Atherinopsidae
Source: the annotation of a GenBank genome assembly